Messenger RNA from Cornus florida, 1674 nucleotides. RefSeq names its product early nodule-specific protein 2-like. The coding region runs from base 298 to 1545 and encodes 415 amino acids. The record is from RefSeq and is a predicted model, not a curated record. The transcript has a single exon. Lineage: Eukaryota; Viridiplantae; Streptophyta; Magnoliopsida; Cornales; Cornaceae.
GUCUUAUCAAUCACAGAAUCACAAUAUACCAGUAAAAAGUGUGUGGUAACAGUCCUGAACCCCUGGUUCACCUUACUCGGUUUGGUUUAACUUUUUUUGGUCCAUAACUUGAAAAGGAAUCACUAAGAUUACUUGCCUCCAAUGCUCAACUAAUGUCUGAUUCUUUGCUCUUUCUUUAAUCCUCCUACUUGAACUUCUCAUGAAGUCAUUCUCUUUCUGCUCAGCCCAUACAAAACAAUUAUUCUCAUUCAUCAUCUUCUCAUUCAUCAUUUUCCAGAUCUCUCUCCAUACACACCAAUGUCGCGCGACACCAACCCUCACUUUUACCCACAACAACCACCGCUGCAUCAAAGCCAACAUCCUCAGCCACAACACAGUCCCAACCUGCAAUUGCCUACACGUCAACCACCACAGCAUCAAAGCCAACCUUGGUCGGAACAUGAUCCAAACAUUCAUUUUCCUAUGCAUCAACACCCACAACACCACCAUGAACAUCCCCGGUCGGGACAUGAUCCCAACCUUCAGUUGCCUACACGCCAACAGCCACAGCAGCAAACCCGUCCUUGGUCGGAACAUGAUCCCAACCUUCAGUUGCCUACACGCCAACAGCCACAGCAGCAAACCCGUCCUUGGUCGGAACAUGAUCCAAACAUUCAUUUUCCUCUGCAUCAUCACCCAGAGUACCAACACGAACAACCUCGGUCGAAACAGCCAAAGCUUAAAAAAAAACCCUCCCGGUCGUCACAAGAUCCCAGGCUUCUUGUUCCUGCAUCUCAACUGCCACAGCGUCAGAAACAUCCCCGGUCGCCACAAGAUCCCAACCUUCGUGUUCCCGCGCAUGAACAACCACCACAGCGCCAAGAUGAGCAUCCCCAGGCACACCUAGUGCCUAUUGUUCAGAGUCCUCAGCCACAUCGUUCAAAUGAUCAGCGCACACCGUCACAGAAUCAACCCCUCAGGGUUCCACGGCAACACAAAACCAAGCCCAUAGCAUGGUUCAUCGCAGUCUUCUGCGCGCUCUUAUGGAUCAUCAUAAUCGUGGGAGGCCUAGUAAUCCUCAUAGUCUAUAUCCUCUUUCGCCCAAAAAGCCCAAAGUUUGACGUGUCAAGUGCCACCCUCAAUGCAGCCUACCUUGACAUGGGUUACCUCCUGAAUGCUGAUCUCACCUUGCUCGCCAACUUCUCGAAUCCAAACAAGAAAGUGAGGGUGGAUUUCGGCCAAAUGACUAUCAAUCUCUACUACGAAAGCGUCCUUAUUGCAACGAGGUCCGUCGAGCCUUUCACAGUAAGGGACAAACGGUCCAAAUUUGCAACUGUUCAUAUGGUCACCAGCCAGGUUCCACUUUCUCUGCAACGUAGCCAACACCUUAGGAUGAACAUGGAAAGCAAUAGGGUAAUGUUUGAAAUAAGGGGUCUGUUUCGGACUCGAUCAAGUCUGGGAAAUUUCCUUCGAUAUUCGUAUUGGUUGUAUGGUCAUUGCACCAUUGUGAUGACUGGUCCUCCCGGUGGAGUCCUGGUAGCAAAGAAGUGCAGAACAAAACGUUAAAAGAACAGACUUUAUUGGAGUGUCAUUUUGUGGAGUCUCUCCGCAUUGUAUUUCAGUAUGUUGUUUCUGUUUUGGAUUGAUAUUGAGAUCUUAUUCAUUGAUCACAACAAUAUUGUCACACAAUUCGAU